This is a messenger RNA of Zophobas morio, 985 nucleotides long. Its product is annotated as MYG1 protein-like. The record is from RefSeq and is a predicted model, not a curated record. The transcript is spliced from 10 exons. Gene Ontology annotation, cellular component: nucleus; cytoplasm. The coding region runs from base 2 to 985 and encodes 327 amino acids. NCBI's taxonomy places the organism in Eukaryota, Metazoa, Arthropoda, Insecta, Coleoptera, Tenebrionidae.
AAUGAGGACUAAGGGAUUGCAAGACUUGCAUGGAGGACGCAGAUUUCAUGCUGAUGAAGCAUUAGCUUGUUUUUUAUUAAAGCAACUUCCUCGAUUUAAGGAUGCAAAAAUUAUUAGAACUAGGGAUCCAGACGUUAUUGAAAGUGCAGACAUCGUUGUUGACGUAGGAGCUAUAUGUGAUCCUGAAAGGAAUCGCUAUGACCACCACCAGCGCGAUUUUCACGAGACGUUUACUAAAAAACACCAAACGAAACUAAGUAGCGCUGGGCUCGUGUACAAAUACUUCGGCGAGGAGAUCAUCGAGCUAUUUUGCAACGGUAUAUCAAAGGAAGACCUUAAAACUAUCUACAACGUUCUUUACGAACGAUUUAUUGAGGGUAUUGAUGGAAAUGAUAAUGGAAUAAAGCAAUACGGUGAUGCAAUACCUCUUUAUCAAAGCAAUACUGAUUUGCCCUCGAGGAUCAACUUUCUUAAUCCUGAAUGGAACGAAGAGCAAGAUGUUAACUUCGACGAACUUUUCCAAAAAGCAAUGGGCUUAGUUGGUCAAGAAUUAAUGUGCCAUCUUAAUUUUUUACUAAAAAGCUGGUUGCCCGCCCGUUCAAUUGUUAUUGAUGCUUUAAACAAUCGCUUUGCUGUAGACCAAUCAGGUUUAAUAGUAGAGCUGACUCGAAAUUGUCCCUGGAAAAGCCAUCUUUUUAAUUUGGAAAAGGAGUUGGGGCUUCAAGAAAAAGAACUUCCUCUAUAUGUUAUCUACGAAUGCGACGGUAGCUGGCGCGUUCAGGCUAUCCCCCUUCAUGAACAAAGUUUCACCUUACGGAAAGGUCUUCCGGAAUCCUGGCGAGGCCUAAGAGCAGAAGAGCUCUCGAAAGUUUCUGGAAUUCCCAGUUGCAUAUUUUGCCACGCUACUGGAUUUGUGGGAGGCAAUAAAAAUAAAGUGGGCGCUUUUGAAAUGGCUAAGACCUCUUUGAAACUUCCAGAGACGUAA